Messenger RNA from Thamnophis sirtalis, 2922 nucleotides. RefSeq names its product cyclin dependent kinase like 2 (gene CDKL2). Gene Ontology annotation, cellular component: nucleus. NCBI's taxonomy places the organism in Eukaryota, Metazoa, Chordata, Lepidosauria, Squamata, Natricidae. The record is from RefSeq and is a predicted model, not a curated record. Gene Ontology annotation, biological process: protein phosphorylation. Gene Ontology annotation, molecular function: protein serine/threonine kinase activity; ATP binding.
AUGGAAAAAUAUGAGAUCCUUGGACUUGUGGGAGAAGGAAGUUAUGGAAUGGUGAUGAAAUGCAGAAACAAGGAGAAUGGCAGAGUUGUUGCCAUCAAAAAAUUUUUGGAAAGUGAAGAUGAUAAAAUGGUUAAAAAAAUUGCCCUGAGAGAAAUAAAAUUUCUCAAGCAAUUAAGGCAUGAGAACUUGGUGAACUUGCUGGAAGUCUGUAAGAAGAAAAAACGAUGGUAUCUGGUGUUUGAAUUUGUAGAUCACACAAUCCUUGAUGAUCUUGAGAUGUUUCCCAAUGGCUUGGAUUAUAAUAGAGUUCGAAAAUACUUAUUUCAAAUUAUAAAAGGGGUAGGAUUUUGUCAUAGUCAUAAUAUCAUACACAGGGAUAUUAAACCUGAAAACAUAUUGGUCUCCUGUUCGGGAAUUAUCAAACUCUGUGAUUUUGGAUUUGCUCGAACGCUGGCAGCUCCUGGUGAAGUUUAUACAGAUUAUGUAGCAACACGUUGGUAUCGAGCUCCUGAGCUGUUAGUUGGUGAUAUCAAAUAUGGCAAGGCUGUUGAUGUGUGGGCCAUUGGCUGCCUGGUAACUGAAAUGCUUACAGGAGAGCCCCUUUUCCCUGGAGACUCUGAUAUUGACCAAUUAUUCCAUAUUAUGAAAAGUCUAGGUAACUUAAUUCCAAAGCACCAGGAGUUAUUCUACAAAAAUCCUCUCUUUGCUGGAGUGAGAUUGCCUGAAAUCAAAGAGUUAGAACCUCUUGAAAAACGAUACUCAAAGCUCUCCAUUGCAGUCAUAGAAUUUGCAAAGCAAUGCCUGCAAACUAAUCCAGAAAAGAGGCCAUCUUGUAAUGAACUGCUGCAAUGCAACCUCUUCACCAGAGAUGGGUUUGCUGAAAGAUUUGUUCAAGAACUUAAAGUCAAGAUUCAAAAAGAAAAAGAACAUUCUGUACCCAAGAAACCAAAAAUAAAUAAAAAGGACAAAGAUGAUAUAGGUGAUGAAAGAAAAAUGCUUUUAAUCCAGGAUCUAGGUGUUAAUUCAAAGCUCAAAAACUCCAAGCUAUUCAGAAUGAAAGUAUCUAAGGCUGACAUACUGAAAUCUGAAAGAUCAUCAUGUAUGAGUUUCCUGUAUGAUAACAGUGUUGGACAAUUUAAUACAAUUCCAAUAUAUCUAAAGGAUUCAAGCAGUAGCCUAGAAUAUGUGAAGAAUCCAAGCAUAGUAAUUCCUCCCAUUGCACAGAAUCAUUCCACCACACAAUCCAGCAUCGAUGGGACCCCCACAAUGGGGACAACAUUGGCAAGCCAUAAUUACAGAAUUGAUGAGAAAACCAAAACUUAUUUGAAUCCUUGUAUCAAGCAAGGGAAAAAAUCACCAGCAGGUCACUAUAAUAUGAACUUAACAGCAUCGAUGCCAAAAGAAAACAAUGCUCUUCAGUCCCUCAAGAAAAAGUGGGAGUUUUCUAAAGCAGAGGUCCAUUUGCCAGAGCUUAAUUACAGCCAUCUCCCUGAACUCAAAGCCGUGGAUGUUUGGAAUUCCAGAUUUCUAAAGAAAGAAAACAAAAUUGUUCCAGAGUCUCGCAUGCCAUCUCUUGCCACAAUAGAUCUUCAGAAUCCAAAUCUGGCUCUGUAUCAGAUAUCUGGAAGCUCCUUGCAAGAUACCUCAGAAGCCACCUUCCCCAAGGUGGAGCUUUAGUAACAAGCGGAAUUGGAACUCUUACGUGAUUCCCAUUGAUCACACAUCUACAUAACUUUUACACCCUUAUGGAGGUACUUUGAAAUUGGGGAGGGAGAGGCAGUUGAUAAUAUUUUGCUGUAGCUAAGAUAAUGGCAAUAAAAGGCAAAAAUGAUUUUAUGUUAAUUAGCACUAUGAUACUAAGGCUGCUAUUUCUUUUAUAAUGUGUUGUGCAUGAAGAAAAUAAUCUACAAUUAAUCAUUUCAGUGAUCUUGCAUACAUCUAACAAUUGAAGAUAACAAUUAAACAGAUUUAACCAUUUAAAGGAAAUUCUCCAUUUCCUCAAUGCUGAUUCACAUUUUCUAUAGAAAAGCUGUCCAUCAUUAUACAGUAAGUCAGGCUUUUAAAGAAUCUAUCUUACUGACUGUUCACAUAUUAUGAUAAAUGGCAAACAGACGUAGGUAUCCAUGGGGCCAAAACAGAACCAGUGAUGAAACAUAUAUCAAAAUAUUGCAACACAAACUUCAGCCCUUACAUACUUUCAUUCACCAUUGCAAGAUAAAUAUGAAAAGGCAGAGAUCUCAACACAUAUUUCAUAAUUUUGGCAUCUUCAUUGCUAUUCGUACAUGCCUGUGAAAUUGUGUAUGACUUAGCACUAAGUAUGAAUUCAAGCAUGUAAGAAAUUUAGACAGAGAAGGCAGAUUUUACAAAAUUGUCUUACUCUAAUAGGUACAUUUUUUUCCUUUUUAUUUCAAACUCCUUGCUAUGCAAGUUGCAAAUUGAAUUGAAGUCAUAAAGAAACCAGGGGAAGACCAUUGACUUUGAUAUCUUAUUCUUUAACUUUCUUUUGAGUAUCAAAUUCAGUCCUGUGAAAACCAGAAUUUUGGGCUUAAAAGCCUUAACUCUGAUAUAGCAGGGAGAGGGAGGUGGUGGUAUAGAAGUGCAAAAUGUAAGUAAAUCUUUUAUAAACUCCUAAAGCAAAACAAAAUUAGUAUACUUUUCAUUGACAUAAAUCUGUGAAUUCAUAUCAGUGAAACUAUAGGUUGAUUCUGACAAUCAGGUGUGUCAAACUCAAGGCCCAUGGGCAGGAUCCAGAACACGCUUAGAUCUGGCCCACAGGGAACUUGGAGGACUGGGCCACGGUGCCUCUGCCAACGAAAAUGGAGUUUGAAAGGGCUGCAUCUGGCCGCAUCCGUUUCAUUGGCAGAGGGUUGCAGGAGGCUGUUGCAAUCGAAAAUGGAGCUCGAGAGCCUGUUUUUGCUGGCA